AUGCCAUCUUGGGAAGGUGCGGCCCUCGCCUCGUCUGCAGCAGCUGAUAGCCCGUCUCUCGAAGCUGUCGUCGCCGCUGAAAAAAAGGUCCGAACAACCAGAGAAAAAACGACCAUACAGCCUCUUGUUCCCGAAAUGACCUGCCGCUUCGUCUCCGCCUGCCGCGCCUGGCUCCACCGCCUCGUGGCCAAGAUGGCCCUCUGCACCUGCACCUUGGCGCUGCCCCGGUGGCUGAUCCGGCCCAUCGUGGCCCGCAUGCCGACCCCCGAGGGCGAGGGUGAGGGUGAGGCCGGCCAGCCCGGCGAGGCCUACGAGAUGGCCGACCUGGAGCGCGGCCCCGCCACCGAGGAGGAGCGCGGCCUGGCCGCAGAGAGGGCGCGCCUCGCCCAGGGCGGCCUGAGAGGCAUGUGGGCGCGGGGCAGCAUCCGCCGCCCAAUCUUCAUCACCAUGAGGCCGCCGCCGCCAGUCCUCAUCGUCGUCCAGCCGCCCACCCCCUAA
Gaeumannomyces tritici R3-111a-1 is the source of this 498-nucleotide messenger RNA. RefSeq lists its product as hypothetical. The record is from RefSeq and is a predicted model, not a curated record. Bases 1 to 498 code for a protein of 165 amino acids. The transcript has 2 exons. Lineage: Eukaryota; Fungi; Ascomycota; Sordariomycetes; Magnaporthales; Magnaporthaceae.